AUGAUCGACCCUCCGUCGACGCAGCGGCCACCAGCCGACAGUCGCAACCCAGUCCCUCCAUCACCUUCUCUUCCUUCGCCAGCCCCGGUGAAGCGCGUCCGGCUGCGUACGCGCGACCGACGGGACUCGGACCCGCAAGUCUUCAUCUUCUACCCGCCAAACCCAACGUAUAACCCUACCUGCAACGAGACCCACUUCCCCGAUAAGCCGGAUUGGCGCGACAACGUGCUUCGCUACGACAAGGAAGUCGACGGGAUUGCGUGCGUCGUCUACAAGCCGUGCUACGACCUCGACGACGAGGCCAAAAAACUGUAUCAUUGUUCCGACGUGAGCACGACGACCAGCACGAAGAAGAUCACCACCACCACCACGGCCAAGACGACGCCCACCACGACGAAGGAACCGGACACGCUGAUGAGCGAUGAGGUCGUCUUGGUGGCUGCGCUUGUCGGAGCCUUGGUGCUGAUCAUCAUCGUCGUCAUCAUCGUGCUGUGCUGCUGCCUGAAAAAGAAGAAGAGGGGCAACAACUCCAAGAAGCCCGUCGUCGACGAUAUGAUGAACGUUGGCGCCGGUGCCGCCGUCGUCGACCUCGACGUGGCCCCCAUCUCUAACCCCGAGGCGCCCCCCGAUGAGUCCGACGCCUCCCAGUCGCAGCAAUCGGCCAAACAA
Molecule: messenger RNA, 669 nt
Organism: Mesorhabditis spiculigera
Lineage: Eukaryota; Metazoa; Nematoda; Chromadorea; Rhabditida; Rhabditidae
Source: the annotation of a GenBank genome assembly